Saprolegnia diclina VS20 is the source of this 2086-nucleotide messenger RNA. RefSeq lists its product as hypothetical. The transcript has 3 exons. Lineage: Eukaryota; Oomycota; Saprolegniomycetes; Saprolegniales; Saprolegniaceae. Bases 14 to 1993 code for a protein of 659 amino acids. The record is from RefSeq and is a predicted model, not a curated record.
CACAAAUAGGCGCAUGCGUAUCCGGAUGCGCCAUUGCAUAAAAAUGCUUCGACGCCUGGCGGUGGACGCCACGCCUGCGCGCCGCGGCCUCGCGACGCUCGCGCCGCAAUCGUCGCUCUAUGACGCACUGCAGCGGCGCUGGUCCAAGGGUGAUGACGCUGCGCAGCCUGCGCCGACGUCGCUGCCAGCGCUGCCAGCUAUGACGGCGCUGCCCAAGGCGGAUGUGCUCACGGCCAUUUCGGCGUCGUUGAACAGCGCCGAGCCGCUGCAUGCUGCGCUCGCGACGGCCUUGACGUGUCGCGUCGAUAUGCCCGACGCGCUCACCAAGGCGGUGCUGGACGCUGUGCCCACGACAGCGACGACGCUCGACGAUCGCCGGCGGCUCCUGCGCGUGCUCGUGUCGCUUGCGACGCAGCAGCACUGCAGCGCGCCCGGGCUCUUGGCCCAGUGCAUGCACAUGAAGGCGUACGACGAGGCCUUGCGCUUGUACACGCACGGGUGCUACGACGGUGAGAUUCGGCCGGGUAUGGCUAAUGUGCUCGUUCACAUGCACGCGCUGACCGAGUUUGCGCCGGCGCUGCCCGGGACGCUCUCGCUGCCCAAGACGUGGAAGCACUUCGUGUCGUACUUUGUCUAUCGGAAGAAGGCGCUUGCGCCGUCGAUUGCGCACGUCAUGAUCAAGCAGUUUCCGUUCUGCGGGUCGCCGGCGCCCAGCGCGCUCUCGAUGGUGGCGCUCGAUCUAAUUGAGAGCAGCGAGAAGGAUCAGUUCAAGCUUCUCCACGAUCUUGUUCGGUGCGUGCUGCGUCGGUCCGACUGGCGCCUCUCGCCCGACGUCUUUACGACGUGGCUGUACAACGAAGGCCACCGCCGCCACCACGCGCGUCUCUUGCCGCUGCUCCUCGAAGCCCUCGCUCACAACAAGCUCACGCACACGCCGCCCAACGUCAUCAUUUCGGGCUUGCGUAGUAGCCUACUUCUUUGCGACUGGGCGCUCGUGGUGCGCUUCCAGCAGCUCUUGACACCGACGAGCGCCAAGGUGGUCUUUCUCUUGUCGGCGGGCGAGUCGCUGGUGACGCCGGCCGUCGCCGCCUUUUGCCUCCGCCCGCCGCACGCCAUUUCCGCCGACGGCAUUGCCGAGUGGGCGCUCUCGCUCCCAACGCCGUCGCUGCGGGCGGAGUUUGCACAGCUCUUUGGUCCCAAGCUCAUGGUUCUACUCGGCGCAGACGAAGCCAGGGCGCUGGCGCUUCUCGAAUUGGCGGCCACCGCCGAGGCGAGGACGUUUGGUGACAUGCUCGACAUCUACCUCGUGGCGUGCCAGCGGGCCGGCACCUCGAUGACGUCGGCGCUCACGCUUGCAUCGACGCACAAACGCCUCUUCAAGGAGCUUCCGCCGACGCUCCUCGUGGCGUCGCUGGCCGCCGGGGACUUUGCGCUCGCGACAGACCUCUUUGAACACACCGAGUCCAGGCACAUGGACAACCCGCGCCAUGCGCAGGCACUGGAAGCGCUUUUGCGGGCAUCGUCGUCGUCGCAGCGGGAGGCCAUCCGUGCGUACUUUCUCGAGCACGACGGUAGCAAGGCCAUGGCGGUGUUUGAGAUAUUCGAGGCGUCCGAUAUGGUCGUGCCGGCGUCAUUGCUCCGGCACUUUGCGCUCGACGUGACGCGCGCGCACGACAUGCUAAGCUUGAACCGCCUGCUCGAGUACGGCGCGCUGCAUGAAGUGGCGUUGCCGGCCGACGUGUUUACGGUGUGUUUUGUAACCCACCGCAAAGAGCGCCAGGACCCGACGGUGUUUGUGCGCGCGUUUCUCGAUUGGGUCGGCCUCGGCCUCGUCGAAGACAAUGCGAUCGUCUAUCACGCGGCGAUCCACGCGUGCUUGGACUGCGACAACAUUGACGUGGCGUGGACGUGCGUCGAAGAAGCCGAUGCGCAUGGGAUUGUACUGGAAAAGGUCCUCCUCGACCGGCUCGUGUGGGCCACCGACAACUCGUAGACCAUAUUGAUAGAAGCUAUAGAAGAGACGAUCUGGCUGUGUUGAUAAGAUAGAGUCAUGACGCGAUCGUGCUGCGUUGGUCGUCAUGCUACG